GACUCAAGAUAGGGCCAUUCUCUUUAGUGUUUGCCCUGUUCUCCCAAUGUCCACCUCCUCACCGCCCGCAUUUUGAUAUAAAAUAUCAUAGACUGACUCUUGAAACUGGCCAUUAGCCAAAGCAAACGAUAGCAAAUCAACGUGUAUUAUGGAGUAACUAAAAACUGAACAGAAGGAACGACGAGGCAGAGCUUACAUUCAGACCUCCUCAAUCAACAGUUCCUCCCACUUUGGCAUUCACCAUUGCUGCACUACAAGUUCUUAUCUUGACCUCAGUCGACGAUUGACUAAAAUAGACCAACGAGGAUGUCCCAGCUCCAGUUUCAGUGUCCGGCUAGUCCCAUGCCUGCUGCCUCAGCUCCAAUGCAGCUGGGGCAGCCACAGCCUGGCUACAGCAUCCCCUGUGCGUCAGGCACCCUACCCUCGGAGAGCGCCAGCCAGCCCAUCAGGAGCUCUGCGCUCCCUGCGGGCUCAGCCACUCCCUACAGUACCACCACAGUAUCUAACAUGGCAAACCCUAAAGAGAAGACCCCCAUGUGUUUGGUGAAUGAGUUAGCCCGUUUCAACAAGAUUCAACCUGAGUAUAAGCUGCUGUGUGAGCAAGGACCAGCUCACUCAAAGGUAUUUAAAGUAAUUUUUACAAACUAUACUGUUGCCUGUUUUUUGACACAAGUUCAUGCUAGUAAGGCCUCCUGCGUUUGUCAGAUUUUCUCGGUAAGGCUCACACUGGGAGAUCAGCACUGGGAGGCAGAGGGGACCAGCAUCAAGAAAGCCCAGCAUUCCGCUGCUGCAUCUGCCCUAGCUGAGACGACACUUCCCAAGCCCACCGUGAGGACGCCCCGCAACACAGGCAAGAACCCAGAUGGCAUGACACAUACCAUGGAGUUAAAUGCACUUUGUAUGAAGCUUGGUAAAAAGCCCAUGUAUAAACCCAUCGACCCCUACCCGGCGAUGAGACCACCAAACUUCAAUUACAAUGUCCGGGCUCCAGGACCUUACCAGCGCUCUAUGCAACAGUACUAUUACCCAUUUCCUCCAGUGGGACCAAUGAUAUACCACAUGGAGCUUUCCAUCGGAGGCCAGCAGUUUAUUGGGAAGGGACGCACACGGCAGUUGGCCAAACAUGACGCUGCUGCCAAGGCCCUGAAAGUGCUGCACAAGGAGCCAAUAUUGCAGCAGCUGCCAGUGAUGAACGGAGAGCCCGAGGAGGAAGAGAACCUCAACAAAUCAGAAAUCAGUCAAGUGUUUGAAAUUGCACUUAAACGCAACUUACCUGUCAACUUUGAGGUUUUAAAGGAAGAAGGCCCUCCCCACAUGAAGAGUUUUGUAGUGCGUGUUACAGUCGGGGAAUUCACUGGAGAGGGCGAAGGAAAAAGUAAAAAGAUUGCCAAGAAGCUGGCAGCAGCAGCGGUGCUGGGGGAGUUGAAAAGGCUACCCCAUAUACCCAGUGUGGAAAAGACGCUGCCACGCAUCAAAAAGAAAACCAAAUCCAUCAUCAAACUGCAGACCAGCCCAGAGUAUGGCCAGGGAAUGAAUCCCAUUAGCCGCCUGGCUCAGAUCCAGCAGGCCAAGAAGGAGAAGGAGCCGGAGUACAGCAUGGUGACGGAGAGAGGUCUACCUCGCCGUAGGGAGUUUGUCAUGCAGGUGACAGUGUGCGGCCAGACUGCAGAGGGAAUGGGACCUAGUAAGAAGGUGGCCAAGAGGAACGCAGCAGAGAAAAUGCUGGAGCUCUUGGGAUAUAAAGUGCCUCAGCCUCAGCCCCCUAAACCGGCACUUAAAACUGAUGAAAAGACUCCAGUGAAAAAACCUGGUGAUGGGCGCAAAGUGACCUUCUUUGAACCUGGCUCUGUAGAGGAGGUGGCAUUGAGUUCCAAGGAGGAGGACUUCCGCCUGCCUUACUUGAGCCACCAGCAGCUGCCUGCAGGUAUCCUGCCCAUGGUCCCUGAGGUGGCUCAGGCAGUCGGGGCCUGCCAAGUGACCCAGGCCAAGGACUACAGUCGAGCUGUACCCAACCCAGGCAAGGCCACAAUCACUGCCAUGAUUGCCAACGAGCUGCUUUACGCAGGGACAUCAAUGACUGCUGAGACUAUCCUAAAGAACAAAAAUAAUUUGAACCAGCUGCCCCACGGACCCCUCACUAGGCCCUCGGAACAGCUCAGCUUUCUUGCGGCAGUGCAGGGUCUGCAGGUGGAAUACAAAGACUUUCCCAAAAACAAUAAGAAUGAGUUUGUAUCACUGAUUAAUUGCUCCUCCCAGCAACCGCUCAUCAGUCAUGGGAUUGGGAAAGAUGUAGAAUCCUGUCAUGAUAUGGCUGCAUUGAAUAUAUUGAAGUUACUCUCGGAGUUGGACCAGCAGCCAAAUGAAAGGACAGGAAAUGGACCAGUUUCUCGGUGCGGCAAGCAGGAAAUCGAAGGUGACUUGCACCUCAAACAGGCUAACUCAAGCACAUUGGCACAGACCCUGGAUGGCACUGUUUAGAUGAUCAGGUUUGGUUGUCAUUAAAAGCACUAGAGAAAACUCAGACACUGUGUUCUUAGUUUUAGACGGCUACAGGAAGCUUCUGACGCUGUAGGCUCUAAACCAUCACUGUUCAUAUUCAUCGUUCCAAAAAACGUUCACAGUUAAACAAGAUUGAUUGGAAAAAAAAUAGGUUCUUCCCCUUGAUGUUGUUUAAUUGUUCACAGUAUUUAUUUUGUUGCUUUGUAGAAAAAGUAGCUGCAUCCUAGUCCACGAGAUCGGGGUUUACUUGUUGGGGAAAAAAAAGAAGCGAUUUACUGUGAAUUCUGUUUUGUUUUGCCUAGAACUUGUUUCCUCUCUGUGAGACCUUCUAACUCUUGUUUUUAAGUCUUUUACGUUUUAUCCCCGCGCUGAGGUAGUUCAUCAAGUAAAAUCUUCCAAAGGUUUGGACCUCGUCUUUGUCUAGGGUGCAGCUGGCGAACCUCUGUUGAUUUUCCUAGAGUGCUUUAUAUCAACAACCACAAGUGAAGUGUUAUUGACAUUACCAUGUAGGGCCGGGAAGAAUUUGUGACUAAAUGUAGCGUGUGAUGUAAUGUGACGUUGUCUCUGCUGUGUGUGGCAGGGACGUUUCCCUGUUGCGUCAGUUCCCCCGAUACUCCCUUUUCCUCCCUUAUGUCAACCUCCCUUUUCUCUCCGCUCCCCAUGGUAAUUAAACUUGCGUGCUUACGUGCACAAAACAAA
This is a messenger RNA of Epinephelus fuscoguttatus (brown-marbled grouper), 3198 nucleotides long. RefSeq names its product staufen double-stranded RNA binding protein 1 (gene stau1). The record is from RefSeq and is a predicted model, not a curated record. The transcript has 14 exons. NCBI's taxonomy places the organism in Eukaryota, Metazoa, Chordata, Actinopteri, Perciformes, Serranidae. Bases 307 to 2478 code for a protein of 723 amino acids.